CCUGUAAUCUAAGAAAAAAAUAGUCUUUAUCAGCUGAUCCAGUUUCAUUUGCGGAUUUAGGUGGGGGAUAGACACGUGUGAACGUGCGUGUGUGGGAGGUGGUUGGGGUUCGAAAUCCUCUAUUCAAAGCAAAUUUUGUUUUAAGAAUAUUUUUCAGAGGAGCACGAAUCAAGCCCUCUAAAGCCUUCUCAAACCAGUCUAGACCCCGCACCCUCCCCCCAUAAUUUUCUCGCUCCAUUUAGCGGUGGAUCAAAAUAUAUCGGUCGGUCUGAGAUCGACCCCGUCUGUGAUUAUUGGGCUAUGUUUUAUUCCAGCCAGUGCAUCACGACUAGUAUAUUAAAGGUCGUGGUAUGUACUACCCGUCAUCAGAGGAAACCCGCUACAUUUUUCCUAAUGAAUCACGGGAUCUUUUAUAUGCACUUCCCACAAACAGGAAAGCACAUACCACGGCCUUUGUCCAGUUGUGGUACCUCAAGCGAGAUCUCAACCCAUAAAGUAACAAUAAUAAUAAUCAAUUAUAUAUUGUAAUAAUAUACCGAACCGCGUUAUAAACACAAGACACAUUGCACCAAUCAUUUCAUUUAAUAAACAAACUAAAAUCAAUUGCAUAUCAUAACUUGAUUAUCACUGUGUUGUCGCGUAAUGCUAAAAUCAGACUGUCAAUUGACAGCACAAAGUUGGCUAACUCCUCGACUCCCGACGGGUGCGCUCAGAUUAACAACUAAUGGGUUAUACGACGAGAAUCACGUUGUAAGAGCGCUCAGACUAGCAACUGGACAAUCGUAGAAGUCGUGAGAGCAGAACGUUGGCCAACUUUCUGUUGGCAGUUGGUAGUCUGACUCUAGCAUAAUUCUAGCGUAUUAGGUAUGGUCGCCACGUCACUGCAUUAAACGUCGGAUGGUGCCUUGUGGUAUGCCCUGUCAUUCGUGGAUGUAGGAGAAAAUAUCAACGGUCAAAAUGUCAGUGGAAAUAAUGUCAACAGUCAAGGAAAAUCCAAUAUGGCGGUCGGUGAGAAUGGCGGUGUGUAAACAGUGGGAAGAAAAUUUAUCCAUAUUGGUAAUUAAUUAGUUAUUAUACACUUUAAUUAUUGUUUACUAUCAGCUUGGAGUAUUCCGCAAGUGUGUACAAGUGUGUAAGUCUGUUGUGACGUUUUGUACUACGUAAAUACUUCGUUAAUAGCUACCGGGGCUAUUUCUUUUGUUUACAUUGUGUUGUGACCUUGGCGAGUAUUGCCAGAUACCUACCAGGUGUGAACACGUGUUACUUAGUAAUAUAUUUAUCCUGUUCUAACAAUGUCGUGCCACCGUGAGGUCGACAGGGUUAUCGCUAGCCUUGACAGGAGUUUAAAUUCUAUAGCAGUGCAGUUGGCUACCGAUAAAAUUAAUAUAUCCGGCACCUCCUCCCUCGAUAGGUCGUGGGGGGGGGGGGGGUCGGAAUUGCCUGAUGUGUCUCAUAUAGCCAGGGUGGACCGCAUGACGUGGGACCCCCUGGGGGACACAAAAGCAAACUGCCAAACUGUACCGCUUUCUUCCACACCGUUUAAGCGCGCCAGGCGUGACACCCCACUCCCUGAUGGUGGCCUCUCCUUCACGGUUGAAAAAUACCUGAGGGGGAUGCCUGCCCGGGGGGAGGGUUUUUGCACACGAGGAAUAAUGUAAGUCUCGCCCGUGAGCUUUCGUUUGACCGUGAGUUGGAAAUGAGCAGAAUAACCGACCCGGUCGAUGAUAACCGUUCUGCUCUCAGCCCGGCCCGGUCGGAAUUUUGCUAUGUGUCUAAUAGCUUAGGGGUGACAGAAGAGAAGUUGGAGAAUUUGUCAGAAAAUAAAGAUACAAAUGAUUCUGUGUUUGUUGUUGACAAGGGCGAGGUAAGUGCCCCAACCUCUGAUUCACCAACGCUCUCGGCCGAGCAGCCCACUAUACCGAGGUCCCCGACCCCACCUCCGGGACUCAUGGUAGAAGAACCAAGAAAGAGGAAGGUGCCUGCUGCUCGGCGAGGAGUGACAGCAGUGGUGGAAAAUAAACAAGAUGUACACGGGGAAAUUACACACUAGCUUAGUUGUGUCACCACUGACGUCACUAAUAAAAACUCAAGUGAAGUCUUUACGGGAUCAUAAUAUCAGUGCCCAUGGUAUAUAUGAACAUAUGGAAAGCGAAUCCGUUAAUGAUAUAAAGCAACGUAAAUCAACUGUGUUGUUUUCAUCUCCAGAGGCCAUAACAUCAAAAUACUUGAAGAACAUAGUGCAAGAGGUCUACGGGAAAAAACUGUGUGUAAUUGCAUACGACGAGGCGCAUUGCAUAUCAGAAUGGGGCUUGGAUUUUAGAGACGAUUAUAGAAAAGUGAAUGUUCAUCAGAGCAUCUUUGAAUGUCCAGCGUUGAUUUUAACAGCUACUGCAACAUCAGACAUAAAGGCUGACAUUGACACUGUCUUGGGAUUGACUGAUGCUAACGUGAUUUGCUCUUUACCAGACAGGCCUAACAUCAUGAUUUCUAAACUAAAAUCUACUGAGAAAUAUGACGAGGAACUCAAGUGGAUAAAAGAUGGCAUUUUGCAACAUGGUGUACUCAUGGCUACAUUCAACACUGAAUGAAAAUGCAUACACAGGCGAUGUACACAUUGAAAAUAGACUUGUUGAAAUGUAUCAUGCACAUACAGACACCUGCUCCAAAGAGCGUAUUAUGGAAAAGUUCAUCACGCCUGGUGGAUUUAUAAGAGUUCUGAUAGCCACUGUUGCUGUGGGUAUGGGCAUUGACAUUCCAGACAUAUCGAUAGUUGUGAUAUGGGGUCUACCAUCUACUUUAUUGCAACUUUGGCAACAAGCAGGUAGGUGUGGAAGAGAUGGAAGAAAGUCUUUCAUGAUAUGUUAUGGGUAUUCAAGAAGCACCAUACAACCAUGCCAAACAUGUAAAAAAAAGUAGCAAAAGAACAUGCACCUGUCCUACUAAAGUGUUUUUGCGAGACCUUGUAUCCACACCAACUUGCCAACGAGUUUACUGUCUGAAGUACUUUGCUUUAUCUCCGGAUAAUGAAACGGAAAUUAAAUGUCUAGGAAACAAGUUUGCUUGUGACAACAUGUGUGCUCAAAGCUGUCAAUGUUUAGGUUGUUUGUGCUGUUACGCCUGUUGCUUGAAAUGCACAUGUCCUAGCAAAAACAGUACACUACUAGCCAUCAUAGCAUUUGACUUGAAACAGGCACAGUAAUGAUUCCAUGGCAGUUAACUGGAUUAAUGCUUGAUAUGUCACAUGUUUGUACAGAACUGAUUACAGAUCAUUACACUGUUUCAAUAGUUCACUGUUUCAUUUCAAUAUUUCACUGUUUCAUUUCAUUAUUGAUUUUUUAUGUUGCUUAUCAUCAGUUUGUCACAAAAAACUAAUUAUCUAUUUUCAUCUCUCUUGUUUUAGCCAACGUUUCCAUGUGUUUGUCCAUUCUUUGCCUGAAUUUUUUUUUUUUAUGCCCCCUUCUAUGUAGAAAUUUUCAAAUCCCUUGAAAAAUCUCCCAGUCUUUACUUGGAAACGUUCCAUAUGGUACAGCAUUCCAACUAUCCUCAAAACAUCUGGCGUCCUGUCAGCCUUUCCAUGUUUUCUCAUGGGAGUUGGUCUGCUGACAACCUUCUCAUCAAAACAUCUGGUGUCCUGUCAACCUUUCCAUGUUUUCUCAUGGGAGUUGGUCUGCUGACAACCUUCUCAUCAAAUACUUUUUCAAGUAUUUUGUCUAUUCCAAGCAUUUGACUGUGCCUACCCACAGUUUUCUCUGUUAGCUGACCACCAGCCUUUCUACUAUUUCCUCUGUAUUCAUUGUUUAAAUGCUCGCAAUGGAGAUCCUUUGGCACGUUUUUUUGUUUACCUCCAUGCACAUUCACUGUUCUUUCCCACAGAAGAGCGUGUCUCAUUCUUUCAGAAGUAGCUCCUGCUAUAUUGGCAAGCAACCUGUGACCAAAUAUGAAAUAUUUGGGGUGAUGUUUGUUAUAGAAAUCAACCAUAUCAAACGUCCAGUGCAUUAUCAUUCUUGGUCCAUCAUUUUCAAUAACUGCAUCAUGCCUUGCAAUAUCUUUUAAUCCUCGCCAAAGCAACCUCUUUACAUACAGAUUUUGUAUGUCGAUUAAUUUGUUCAUAGUUUUCCUUGUUUUCUUCGUUUUGUUUGUGUUAGUGUAUGUUUUACACUCUUCUGAACAAAACCAAUCCCCUUCAGGAACAUCGGCUUCGUCCAUUUCUAAGCAUUCCAAAUGGAACCAUGAUCCAACUGUACAGGUUGUUACAAUAGACCAUUGUUCCACCUACGUCUAACUAACAAAUACAGUACAUCCCAGUUUCUGAAUUUUUGUGUUGAAUAAAACACUGAGUCAAUGAUCCUAUCAGCAACAUCGUCCAUGUAAAGCUCGCUUUCGUAUUUGGAGUUUGGUAAGCAAAGUGGUACAGAUGAAAUGUUGUCCAUUUCUGUAAGCGACAUAAAGUUCAAAAGUGUCAGUCCUUCUGUUGAGAAGUUCUUCAGCUUUAUUGAAACAUUCCAUAAUGUUUUUUGAUACACCUGUGUGAUCAAAGACCUGUUUCAAAUUAUAUAAUGUUCCUUCCUCUCUGUGGCUUUCAAAUUUAAAUAGCUCAUCAUAGGUAUUCUAAAAUGAAAAUGAUUUGAAAUACUGAUUACUUAUUCAUACAUUGAAAGUAACAUUACCACGUUGAUAUGUAAUGAUUUGAGAUAUCUGUAUGAUUCUUAGCUGUAACA
This is a messenger RNA of Gigantopelta aegis, 4718 nucleotides long. Its product is annotated as ATP-dependent DNA helicase Q-like 3. Gene Ontology annotation, biological process: double-strand break repair via homologous recombination. Bases 2025 to 2588 code for a protein of 187 amino acids. Gene Ontology annotation, cellular component: nucleus; chromosome; cytoplasm. The record is from RefSeq and is a predicted model, not a curated record. Gene Ontology annotation, molecular function: 3'-5' DNA helicase activity; four-way junction helicase activity; nucleic acid binding. The transcript is spliced from 5 exons. Lineage: Eukaryota; Metazoa; Mollusca; Gastropoda; Neomphalida; Peltospiridae.